AAAAGAAAGGUUGCACCCUUAUUCCUUAACUGUCUACAUGCCGGGCGCGCGGACACAGAGAGAUAUGUUAAGUGUCUCACAGUUUAGUAAGAGCUCUCCUUCCCCUCUGACUCGCAUUGACCACAACACCCACAGAUGGGCAACUGCAGCAAUGGCUACACCUCUUCCUCCACCGCCCGGUCUGACGGUCCGGCCCAUAACGGCGUCAAGAUCCUCCCGCCGACGCCCAAACCCUCCGACUCUGAGACCCUGUCAUCUGAAAGUCAAAGUCAAAGUCAAAGUCAAGCUCAGGCUCCCCAGGGCCGUGUCUUGGGCCGACCAAUCGAAGACGUCCGGUCCACCUACACCUUCGGCCGUGAGCUCGGCCACGGCCAGUUUGGCGUCACCUAUCUCGCCACCCACAAGCGGACCGGCGAGAAGUUAGCCUGCAAGUCUAUCGCCACCCGCAAGCUCGUCAAACGCGACGAUAUCGAGGACGUCCGCCGUGAGGUCCAGAUCAUGCACCACCUAACCGGCCACCGCAACAUCGUAGAGCUCAGGGGCGCCUACGAGGACCGCCAUUCCGUCAAUCUCGUCAUGGAGCUCUGCGCCGGCGGCGAGCUCUUCGAUCGGAUUAUCGCCAAGGGCCAUUACUCCGAGCGCGCCGCCGCGGUUCUCUGCCGCCAGAUCAUGACGGUUUUGCACAACUGCCAUUCCAUGGGGGUGAUGCAUAGGGACCUGAAGCCGGAGAACUUCUUGUUCUUGAACAAAGAUGAAGAUUCUCCACUCAAGGCCACUGAUUUCGGUCUCUCAGUGUUUUUCAGGCCAGGAGAAGUAUUUAGAGAUCUCGUCGGAAGUUCUUAUUAUGUCGCUCCUGAGGUGUUGCGCCGAACUUAUGGAGCUGAAGCUGAUAUUUGGAGUGCUGGGGUGAUUCUAUACAUUCUACUGAGCGGGGUCCCACCUUUCUGGGGAGAAAACGAACAAGCUAUCUUCGAUGCUGUUCUUCGAGGACAUAUUGAUUUCUCAUCUGAUCCUUGGCCUUCCAUAUCCAGUAGUGCCAAAGAUCUUGUGAAGAAGAUGCUACGGGAAGAUCCUAAAGAACGGCUGUCAGCAGUUGAAGUCCUUAAUCAUCCGUGGAUGAGAGAAGAUGAUGCAUCUGAUAAGCCUCUUGAUAUUGCUGUUUUAAGUAGAAUGAAACAAUUCAGGGCAAUGAACAAGCUCAAAAAAGUUGCUCUAAAGGUAAUUGCAGAAAAUCUUUCUGAAGAAGAAAUCAUUGGCUUGAAGGAAAUGUUCAAAUCCAUGGAUACAGAUAGCAGUGGAACGAUAACUUUUGAAGAGUUGAAAGCUGGGCUUCCUAAACUGGGUACCAAGCUAUCUGAGUCUGAAGUGAAGCAGUUGAUGGAAGCGGCUGAUGUUGAUGGAAAUGGGACUAUUGAUUACAUUGAGUUUAUAACAGCUACCAUGCACAUGAAUAGAAUGGAAAGAGAGGACCACUUAUACAAAGCUUUUGAAUAUUUUGACAAGGACAAGAGCGGGUACAUUACGAUGGAGGAGUUGGAGCAUGCCUUUAAGAAGUAUAAUAUGGGAGAUGAAAAAACAAUUAAAGAGAUCAUUGCAGAAGUUGACACAGACAACGAUGGAAGGAUUAAUUAUGAUGAGUUUGUUACCAUGAUGAGGAAAGGCAAUCCAGAUUUGAUCACAAACCGACGGCGCAAAUGAGCUACCUCAGAUUACAAGACAGUCCUUGCCGUCUGAACAUGGUUGUGGAUUGUCUGUCGGCUCUUUACCGGAAGAAAUGGGCAAAGAUUGCCUUCACUCUGGGAAUGAUUUCGCUGUUCAAUUUAGGUGGUUUGCUCGACUGGCUAGAUGCCGGAAUGUGUCAGCAAAUUACAUGAAUUCCAGAACUCGUGUGCCCAUGAGGAAAAGGAAAAGAUGGAAAUAAAGGAAUGCCAAUGCCGUUUCCAUUCUUGUUUCUGUAUUCUUGACCAUGUUUUAUGUAAAAUCUGAAUUGUUUGUUGAUGUCAAGUGAUCCACCAAUCUGGAACGAAUAUAAACUCAUAAAGUGGUUAUUUGUUUUGGCAUCGUGAUUUCCUGGGGAGUGCGAUUCCUGGACCUUGUUUUGUGCAUUUAUAUAAGCGCAUAUCCUUCAGUUCUCA
Molecule: messenger RNA, 2135 nt
Organism: Juglans microcarpa x Juglans regia
Lineage: Eukaryota; Viridiplantae; Streptophyta; Magnoliopsida; Fagales; Juglandaceae
Product: calcium-dependent protein kinase 1-like
Biological process (GO): peptidyl-serine phosphorylation; protein autophosphorylation; intracellular signal transduction
Cellular component (GO): cytoplasm; nucleus
Molecular function (GO): calcium/calmodulin-dependent protein kinase activity; calcium ion binding; calmodulin binding
Source: RefSeq, a predicted model, not a curated record